Molecule: messenger RNA, 5353 nt
Organism: Pocillopora meandrina
Lineage: Eukaryota; Metazoa; Cnidaria; Anthozoa; Scleractinia; Pocilloporidae
Source: the annotation of a GenBank genome assembly
AUGGCACGUACGAAACAAACUGCACGAAAAUCAACCGGUGGAAAAGCUCCACGAAAACAGCUCGCCACAAAGGCAGCUCGUAAGAGCGCUCCCGCCACCGGUGGAGUCAAGAAGCCUCAUCGUUACAGACCUGGUACAGUCGCUCUUCGUGAGAUCCGUCGUUACCAGAAAUCCACCGAGCUCUUGAUCCGCAAGCUGCCCUUCCAGCGUCUUGUGCGAGAAAUCGCUCAAGAUUUUAAGACUGAUCUGCGUUUCCAAAGCUCAGCUGUGAUGGCUCUUCAAGAAGCUAGCGAGGCUUACCUUGUUGGUCUGUUCGAAGACACCAACUUGUGCGCCAUCCACGCCAAGCGUGUCACCAUUAUGCCAAAGGACAUUCAGUUGGCCCGCCGAAUCCGCGGAGAACGAGCAUAAGUGCACUUCGCUUCAAAUCACAAACGGCUCCUUUAGGAGCCACCACAUGAAUAAAAGCAAUGACCAAUUUUAUGAGCUUCUACUAACCAAAUAUUCCGAAGUAAAUAUCAUUAGCAACUCAAAAUAUAUUAACGCGUUUACCAAGCGCGCGUCUUUAAAUUCUCGCGUAUAUAGGAAACUUGUUGCAGCGUUUAGCAAGAAUACUACAUCGGCAAUUGGUUUUGAUGUUUUGCUUUGUGAAAAAUCUAUUGUAAUCAUAUUUUAAGAAUACUCUCAAACUUGACUCCGAUCUUGCCCGAAGGUCGGGAGCACGCAACCAAUUCAUGCAAAAGCUGGUUUGGCUGAACUGUAACAAGGCAAAUCCACAAAACUAUGCACAUAACCUUGUUCAAUCGCUGUUCAUUUUCAAAACAUUUGCUAUAAAAGCAAGACCCGCUCAUCAUUAACAUGUUUUAUUCUUCACUUGGCCCUUUGAUUUUGGCGCUAGUAUUGUGCAAAUCAUCAGUGCUUUCUUGAACGUUUCGCCAUAUUUCAGAUCGGUUUCUUAAUUAGAAACUUUACUCAGAUGCUUUAUGGAAUAUUAGUUACAAUAGACUACAUUUCUUCGUUGGAGACAUUUAGCACAGGUCUUAUCAAGGUCACGUAUGAAAUGGCGGACGUUGUAGUCUCGUACUUCGUGUUCAAACUUCGAGACCGCUCUGCCUUUGAAUAUGCAACAAAAAGCUCAUUUGCUGCAUAUGCAUUUAAAAUUGGAGACUUCAUCCCUACUGUAAUUUUAUGAUAUAUAAAAACAUGAAGCCUCUUCCUAGGGUGGGUAGUUAGACGAGAAACCCGGGUCUUUUUAUUCCUUUGCGUCGUCAAAUAAAACUCUCAAUAUUGAUCAACAAUUGAAUUAACUGUUCACAUCCAGUCUAUAAUAGCGCUUUCUUCUGAACUUCAUACAUCACACGUUUAGUAAACCUAUUGCAACGUUUAGCAAGAAUAUUACAUCGGCAACUGGUUGAUUUUUUUCGCAGGUGUAAAUAAAUUAUUGUAAUCAUUAUUGAGAAUGCUGUCAAACUUGAUCUUGCCCGGGAGUCGAGAGCGUGCGACCAAUUCAUGCAAAAACUUGUUUGGCUGAUCCGUAACGGGGUAAUCCAGAAAACUAAGCUCAGAACUUUGUUCAAUCGAUGUUAAUUUUAAAAAAAAUUUUCCAUAAAAGUAAGCCUCAGCUUCAAGUGAUUUACUUCAAUCGAGACAUUUAGCAUUGUACCUCUUAUCAAGGUCAGUCACAUAUAAAAUGGCGGAUGUUGUAGUUUUGUUCUUCUUGUUUGAGUUUAGAGGCGGCUCUGCCUUCGAAUAUGCAUCAAAAUGUUCAUUUUUUUUUAACAAUUGCAUGGUUUAGGACUUCUUCUUUCAUAUGACAUUUAAUUUACUAAUGAAAGGUGACUCAAACAAAACUUCUUUCAUCAUUCAUUCAAAGUUCUCGUUUAAAUCUUCAUGCUUUCUUGACUUUUGCCCGUGAAGUUACAUACAUACAUACAUACAUACAUACUUUAUUUGUCACGUAGGUCGAUAAAUGGCAGCUAAAAAGCUGAUGUGGACCUACAAAACUAAAGAGUGUCUACAAAAUUUAAAUAAUAACAAUAACAAGUAGCGAAAUUAUGGUAAGUAAGAAAGGAUGUAAGACCUAGUAAUAUAAUAUACAGUUGAUUUACAGUAGUAAUAAAAAGUAAUAAAAUAAAUAAAAGUAGUAAAAUAGCUUUAAUAUAUGUAAUUUACAACGUCUUUAUUUAGUCCCUGUAAACCAUUAAAUGUUAUUUUAUCUAAAAUGUCGGAUUUUGCUUUGAGAGCAGAUUUGAAAGAAACAAUGUUCGGUUUGCUCUUCAAGUACACGGGUAAGUUGUUCCAUAGAACAGACGCAUGGUGAGAAAAAGAAGAUCGACGGAAGUCACUUUUAGGGCGUUGCACGAAUAGCUUCAGAUUGUCCCUUAGAUUUCUCAACGGAGAGUGUUUAGUAAACAAAGAGCUUAUAGCAGCCGGAGCUCUAUUGUAAAAUGCCUGAUAGGAUAUAGUGGCAAUCCCUUUUUUAUAGAAAUAUGAUAAGGACUUCCAUUUUGUCGCUGCCAGAACUUCAGUAUUGGGGUAGAUUCCUUUAGGUUAAAAAUAAAUCUCGCGGCUCCAAUGUGAAUGUCUUCCAGUGUCUGAAGUGACUUAGAAGAUCCCCAUAAUGCAAUAGAAUACGCAAUACUUGGAAUGAUACCUUUGAAAUAAAUUGACUCUAAGAGGCGAUUGUCGAGUCCUUUUAGGUGUUUGAGUUUCUUCACUCUUGCCGAAAAACGUUUGCUCAAAGAUUUUAUAUGUGGCGACCAAGAGAGUUUAUUAUCGAUAAGAAUCCCUAAACAUGUAGCUUUGGAAACAAAUGACAACUCAUUUUGCCCUAAACAAAUUUUCUGUAGGGGUCCGAUGAAUCUUGAUUUUGAUAACAACAUUAGUUCACUUUUUGCGGGAUGAAUAGUCAUGAAGUUAUCCUUAGCCCAUUUGUUUAAGUCAACGAUCGCUUUCUGUAUCUUAAAUAAAACUUCAUCAACAGUAUUUCCAAUGCAAAAACAGUAGUAUCAUCUGCAAACAUUUCAACGGAAGCGUUCGUUGUGGCUCCGGGCAGAUCAUUUGAGUAAAUGCUGUAAAGUCUAGGACCAAGUAAAGACCCUUUGGGGUACACCCGUAUCUAUUUCCAACAAUUCUGAGUUUGAACCAUUUACGGUGACAAAUUGUUUACGAUUAUCAAGAUAAUUUAAGAGCCAAUCGUAAAAAGAGCCACUAAUACCUAUAGAGUGUAAUUUAUCCAUAAGAACUGUGUGGUUGACGCAAUCAAACGCUUUCCGAAAAUCAAUAAAGACUACGCCAAUAAUAUUGCUUUCAUCCAAGGCUAAACGCCAUCGUUCUGUAACGGAAAGUAAGAGCAGCUCGGGUGAGCUUCCUUUUCUGAAGCCCCAUUGAUUUAAGGAGAUCAGAUUGUUGCUAUAUAAGAAGUUAUCAAGUUGUUGGCUUACAACAUUCUCCAAUAGCUUGCCCGGAAUGCUAAGAAGGGAAAUAGGCCUGUAGUUUUCACAGUCGAGAGUAUUCCCCUUCUUGUGAAGACAUUUUACCUGUGCCUGUUUCCACUGGCUGGGGAGUUUGCAUUCCAAAAUACUUCUUUGAGCCAGUGGCAUAAAGCAAUCCAAAAAUGCGUCUCCAAUAAGGUACAGCUCUUUGCUGGAUAUGUCAUCAGGUCCACUCGCCUUGCCAGGUUUCAAACACCUUAGAGAAGAUUUUAAAAGGUCUCUGUUAAGGGCUAUGUUAUAAAGAGAGGCACUGAUUUUUCUUGCGGACUGACAAGGAGAGUUUACUGAAGAAUCUUGUGUUGAUUUCGAGAGGGAUUUUCCAACAUUGACAAAAAAGGAAUUUAAAGUGUUGGCCUUUGAUGUAUCGUCUGCGUGAAUAACUCCGGAACUAUCUUUAAUCGGUCCGAUAUUUGUAGCUGUUUGUUUUCCCUCGAAAGAUCUUACUGUCUUCCAAAAAAUCUCGAGCAGAGGUUGUCUCAUUAAAUUUUGUUAGCCAAUAACUUGAUUCCGCUAAUCUAAGGAGUUUGGUGCAUUUAUUUCUUGCCUUCUUGUAAUCUAUCCAGGCUUGUGAGCCCUUCGGUGUUUUCUGUGCUUUAAGGAGUAAUUUGUAGCGUUUGUUCAGCUCUUUACGUAUGGAAGAGUUCAUCCAGGGUAGGCCCCUCUUCUUAUCUUUACUCGUCGAGCAUGAAGGUGAGAUUUCAUAAUGUCCUUGUAUAAAUACUCCCAAGCCCAAGUAGCAUCGUCCAGAUUGUGAAAGACAUUGCAGAUACUCCAUGGGGCUGCAGCAAAGUCCGUUCUUAAUGAGUCUAGAUCUACUUUUUAUAAUCGUAGACUGUUUUGAGCGUUGGUUUCUGACGUUUUCUUUUGAGAUUUACGAUUGCAUAUAUUAAGUGGUGAUCUGAGAUUCCUAAAUCACAAACACCCUGGUGAGAAAUUUUGAGGUGUCAGAGCAAAUCACCAAAUCAAUCAGCGUUGUGGAGGUGUCAGUGAUCCUUGUUCAAAAGUUGACGGAAUUUCAGGUUAAUUUAGGCAAAACCUUCUUAAUUUUAGUAAAUCAAACUUUACUUCACACCUACAUUUUAUGAGAUAACUUAGCUAUGCUCUAUUUGACUAGAAAAUAUCUGAUGUUAUUGAAUUAGCUCGUUGUGAACCAAAAUGUCAAACAAACUAACACAGUUUGGACGCCGCCAUUUUUCGACAACCCUGUUUCCUCGGUGGUCCGUACAUGAACAAUAACAUUGCCUAGCACGCUCCAAGCAAUCAUUGUUACUCCUAGUUCCGAAAGUUCUACAGCAAACAGUAUGUCCGAGGCAAAGUCCCCCGCUAAAAAGAAGCCAGCUGCGCCCAAAAAGCCAGCUGAGCAUCCACCUUAUGCAGACAUGAUCAAAGCUGCUAUCUUAGCGUUGAAAGAGCGAAGCGGCUCUUCCCGCCAAGCCAUCGAGAAGUACAUCAAGGCUAACUACAAGGUUGGUGAGGUCGGCUCGCACUUGAAGAUGGCUUUGAAGAGGGGUGUUACUAGCGGCAAGCUUGUCCACACCAAGGGAGUUGGUGCUUCUGGUUCCUUCAGGGUGGCCAAGGUGGAAAAGAAGGAGAAGAACCCGAAGAAGAAGCCAGCUGCAAAGAAAAAGCCUGCCGUCAAACCAAAGAAGCCCGCCGCCAAGAAGACGGUAAAGAAACCAGCGGCCAAGAAGGCUGCAAAGAAACCCGCCGCUAAGAAGCCAGCAGCGAAGAAACCCGCCGCUAAAAAGCCAGCAGCAAAGAAGCCUGCGGCCAAAAAACCCGCAGCGAAGAAGCCCGCAGCUAAAAAGCCCGCCAAGAAAGCAGCGAAGAAAUCUCCGAAGAAGGCGGCCAAGAAAUAA